Molecule: messenger RNA, 2552 nt
Organism: Cokeromyces recurvatus
Lineage: Eukaryota; Fungi; Mucoromycota; Mucoromycetes; Mucorales; Mucoraceae
Exons: 6
Coding region: 23-2395 (790 amino acids)
Cellular component (GO): nucleus
Molecular function (GO): ATP binding; ATP hydrolysis activity; DNA binding
Source: RefSeq, a predicted model, not a curated record
UUUUUUUUUCUUUUCGUUGAUCAUGAGUCAAUCCAGUAAGGGUGUUCAUCCUUUUUUUUUACCGAAAAAGACAAAAGUAACUACACCCUCAGUAUCAGAAGAGCAGUCUAUAGUAGAAUCACCAAAACAAACAGAACGUAUAACUAGAAAUAAAGCGAAUCAAGCAUCCGUUUCUAUAUCACGGAAUGUCAAUCAUCAAGUUCCUGACACAAGGGAACAUUUACUUCAUGCUAAUUCAAGUCAAUGCACAUGUAAAGGGGAAAGUUCAAUAACCAACUAUGUUCCUAUCACUAAGCCUAAAUUUCAUUCUGAUCAUCAACAAGUUCAAAAAUCCACUAUUGCAAAGAAAAAACAGAAUGUGAGUCACGAAUUUGCUUGGCUAGAUCGUAAUGUCUUUGGUAACUGUCAUAUUACUGAUAACAUGUAUGAAUCAACCCAUCAGACAUCAUCACUACCACCACUGCCUCCUCCUCCUCCUCCUCCUCGUCAUCAUGUUGAUUUUAACAAUCUAAUCGCUCAACAGGCCAAAUCUUUUCGAUUAAGAAAGAGAGAAUGUAAAAAGCGGGAACAUCAACGUGAUGUGACAAUGCUACCUCCAAUCACUAAUCAAGCAGAGUUGGAAGCAUUUUUAACAACUCAUUUUCCAAAUUGGCACAUGUUUCCUUCUUGUGUUCUUUUAUCACAAUCAUUAUCAGCGCAUCGCCAAAAUACCAAACAAUGGACGGAUAAAUAUCGUCCCAAGACAAUUGAGGGACUCAUGGGCUCUAAACACAAUUUUGUUUAUCUUAGGGAUUGGUUACAUCAAAUGAAGAUUGAGCCAUUAUCUGCACCCUCAUCCACAACAGCUGGCACUAUAAAAAAGAGAAAGCGUACAAAGAAGCUGGUUAUGCAGUAUGAUGAUGAUAAUGAAGAUGACAACGACGAAGCCUUUCUCCGAAUGAGAUCGAACGUGAUUUUGUUAGUGGGAGAUCAUGGUGUAGGCAAGACAGCAGCUGUCUAUACAGCCGCGGAACAAUUAGACUAUGAGGUCUUUGAGAUCAAUGCAGGAACAAGGCGAUCAGGAAAGGAUAUCAUGUCAUUAGUUGGAGAAAUGACAAAGAGUCAUUUAGUAGCUUUUGGCAUAGCUCCUCCUUCAUCAGCUUCAGGGUUAUACGUAGAUCAUCCAAAAUCUGCACCUAAAACAACAACAACAAAACGAAAAAAACUAAAUCCUUGUUUUGCUCCUUCUACUACUAAAAUACAAAAGAAUGAAAGUAAAUUAUUGAAACAUUUCUUGCGAAAAAAGGAAUCUGCUAAAGUAGCAUUGCCAUUUACACCAGCUACAAAGCAAAGUUUAAUUUUAUUAGAAGAAGUGGACAUAUUAUUUGAAGAAGAUAAAGGGUUUUGGUCAUCUGUGAUAGAGUUAUCACAAAAGAGUAAACGACCGAUUAUUAUGACAUGUAAUGAUCCUAACCAGAUCCCAUUUGAAAGUUUAUGCAUACAAAUGGUACUCAAUUUAAAGCCUCCAUCAGAGAGUGAAUUACUACCUUACUUGUGGUUAGUAUGCUAUGCUGAAGGAUACGUGGUCGAUCCAGUAGACCUUAUCUGUCUUAUGGCCUUUUUAGGAAGAAAUAUUCGACAGCUUUUACGAACAUUAGAAUUAUAUAUUGGAGAUCAUAUAUUUGGACGUUAUUUGGGUAUUGAAAAUGAUAUGGAUAAAGUUGAAAUAAAGUUGAAAUCUGUACCAUCCAAGUUAGCUAUUGAUACUUUUCGAUUAGCACGUUAUUAUGAAGGAAUUGAAGAAUCACAUAAUAAAGAAGAAGAAGACGAAGAAGGAGACGAUUUUGAUUCAAUUGUACAAGCAUUAGAAAAUAAUGCAUUUGUAGAUACUUGGCUUGGAUGGAAGGAGGACUCAAAUUUGAUUCAAGAAUCUGUUGAGGAUCAAUUAAACGGUUAUACCAAUUUAUGUAUAGAAAAUGAAGGAGAUAUAUCAAAAGCAUUUAUAGAAGAAAUAGAAUCAUUACUAACGAUCCUAAACAGUCAAACAAUUAAAUCCAAUACAUGGAGUAAAAUAAUAUUAGAUGAAGAAAGUCAUUGGGAAGAAGUAUGUGAUGCUAGAUCCAUUAAUUUAGAAGAUUAUAAAGAAGCUAUAGAAAAAUUACUUUCUCCACGUAUGAUAUAUCAGCCUAAUGAAUAUAAUUUGACCAUGGAUUAUAUACCCCAUAUUCAAUUGAUGUUAACUUUUAAUCAUGAUAUCCAAGGAAGAUCAACACGUACUAAGCGGAAAAGAUUACAUUUACCCUUAAGUGAAGAUUGCAUUCAUGUACUAAGUACAUAUAAACCUUUAGUAGAUGAAACGGAAUUCUGGACUAACAGACUUGAUAAACUAAAAAAAGAUUCUGUCUCCGACGCAUAAAUUAUUAGUCGGAGAUUCCAUAAAAAUGAUUUCCAAAUUAGGGAUUUUCUGUAAAGGACAUGUUUUAAUUCGCUGUUGUUUCUGCUGUUGUUACUUCUUGGCUUGAAAUCAAUAAAUGAGAAAUAAAAAAUUUACGUUGAAUUCUUUUUGUUAUCUU